This is a messenger RNA of Diospyros lotus (date-plum), 1630 nucleotides long. RefSeq names its product nuclear transcription factor Y subunit B-3-like. Gene Ontology annotation, molecular function: RNA polymerase II cis-regulatory region sequence-specific DNA binding; protein heterodimerization activity; DNA-binding transcription activator activity, RNA polymerase II-specific. Gene Ontology annotation, biological process: regulation of transcription by RNA polymerase II. The transcript has a single exon. Lineage: Eukaryota; Viridiplantae; Streptophyta; Magnoliopsida; Ericales; Ebenaceae. Gene Ontology annotation, cellular component: nucleus; CCAAT-binding factor complex. The record is from RefSeq and is a predicted model, not a curated record. The coding region runs from base 556 to 1122 and encodes 188 amino acids.
GCCUCCACUCCUACUCACUUUCGCUCGCUCGCUCGCUCGCGCGCUCUCUCUCUCUCUCUCUCUCCAUUCUGACCGGGGAAUCCUCGCUUUCCGGCAAUUUCCUGCCCGAUUUUGCCCCAAGCCGAAGGCUUUUCCGGGGAAAUUUUCCUUCUCUCGAAUCAAUUUUGCCGCCAAGAUUUUUGGAGAAUUUAGCAGUCUGAAAAUUUCGAUUUGUUUGGUCGGUUCGUGCGAUUUUUCCCACCAGCCCGAAGGUGUGUAGGGAAAUUCUGCGCCAUCCGUACAAUUUUACUGUUAGAAUUCAUGGCAGAUCCGGUUAGUUCGAAAUAAUUGCUUUGGUUGAUCUAUUUCUGCAAUUUUCCGGGAAAAAUUCUUCAUUUUCCUGCCGAAGAUUGUACAAAACCCUAUGAAUCUUGAAUUCUAGAAAAAUUACUGUGAACAGUAUCUAGACAAUCAAGAUUCUUUGUGUUUAAUUUCCACGAGAAAACUUUCCUGAACUUUCGCGCCAAAUUGUCCUAAAAAGAAUACCCUACCGGUCCGAGAUUCGUUGAUUCGUUAAUGGCGGAUUCGGACAACGAGUCUGGCGGGGCGAACAACUGCGGCAACGCGAACAGCGAGCUGUCGGCGCGCGAACAAGACCGGUUCCUGCCGAUCGCGAACGUGAGCCGGAUCAUGAAGAAGGCGCUGCCGGCGAACGCCAAGAUCUCCAAGGACGCGAAGGAGACGGUGCAGGAGUGCGUGUCGGAGUUCAUCAGCUUCAUCACAGGCGAGGCCUCCGACAAGUGCCAGCGGGAGAAGCGCAAGACGAUCAACGGUGACGACCUCCUCUGGGCGAUGACCACGCUCGGCUUCGAAGACUAUGUCGAUCCGCUCAAGAUUUACCUCGCCAAAUACCGAGAAAUGGAGGGCGAGAAGACCUCCUCCGUCGCACGCGAGAAGGACGGAGGCUCCUCCUCCGGCGCCGGCGGCCCCGUCAGCUCCUCCGGUGGCUUUAACGGCGCCGCCUCCGCCGGCAUGUACGGCGGGAUGAUGAUGAUGGGGCACCACCAGGGCCAGAUGUACGGUUCUGGUUAUCAGAUGGGCAUCGGCGGUGGUGGCACCGGCGGCGGAGGAGCAGGUAGGUAGUGGCUUGCUAUCCAUAUUUCUGGACUUCUUAAUUUUUUGCCAUUGCCGUAUGGAAUUCGCAUAGCUCUCUCUUUUAGAUUUUUUGGGUUAUAACUGGAAAUCUCGGGAAGAAAAUGGGGAUAAAGGUAAUGCACAGAGCUUGUAAUGAUGGUGGACUAGAUAGAAUCUCUGUAAUUGGGGGUGAAGAAAGGAAGAAGAUGAUUUGCUGAGAUGGUAUAUGAGAAUUAAGAAGGGGUUUGGGUUUUUUCUUUAGCAUUGUUUUCCUUCCCUUGUUGAUGAUGGUGUUAGUAUUGUAUAUGAUAAACGAAAAUUUGGGAAGAGUUGAAGAACUAACUGGUGUGACAGUUCUGUGUUUAGAAAGGGUAGUCUUUGUACUAUAUAUAUGUGCAGCAGUUUAUUACCAAAUAUGGGAGCAAAUCCAUUUGAGACUAUACUGUACCAAUCUUCCUCUCUGAUCUUUACAUUUCCAUUUGUAUAGUGAUAUUAUCUUCUGUUUACUGAUAGAGAA